Molecule: messenger RNA, 252 nt
Organism: Hydatigera taeniaeformis
Lineage: Eukaryota; Metazoa; Platyhelminthes; Cestoda; Cyclophyllidea; Taeniidae
Source: the annotation of a GenBank genome assembly
AUUCUUCAAGGACAUGUACACACAUUUGAGAAGAAUCUGUUGCGCUGCGCUUGGUCGCCAGAUGGGCAGUACGUAACGUGUGGUAGUGGUGAUCGCUACGUCCAUGUAUGGGAUGUAAAGACGCGCAACCUCAUCUACAAGCUGCCUGGGCAUUCAGCCUCGGUAAAUGAAACUGGUUUCCAUCCCCUUGAGCCCAUUCUCCUCUCUGGUGGAGGGGAUAAGAAAAUUUUUCUUGGUGAAAUAGAAUUGUGA